Chelmon rostratus (copperband butterflyfish) is the source of this 1399-nucleotide messenger RNA. It is a transcript of the gene hapln4, whose product is annotated as hyaluronan and proteoglycan link protein 4. The coding region runs from base 79 to 1245 and encodes 388 amino acids. Gene Ontology annotation, molecular function: hyaluronic acid binding. The transcript has 7 exons. Gene Ontology annotation, biological process: cell adhesion. NCBI's taxonomy places the organism in Eukaryota, Metazoa, Chordata, Actinopteri, Chaetodontiformes, Chaetodontidae. The record is from RefSeq and is a predicted model, not a curated record.
UUCAGCCUGGGCUGAGGAGUUAAACGGUGCACAGCGGCACAUCUGCUUCAUCCAGGCAUUAAUCCUGUUGUGAUAGCCAUGUUUUCAAAGCAGCCGCAGACUUUGGCCUUUGUGGUUUUCAUCCUGACGGUGACGUCCCUGCCUGCUGACAUAGAGAAGGGGAGGAGAAAGGUGGUGCAUGUGCUCGAGGACGACACCGGGGCGGUGAUAGUGCAGACAGCUCCUGGUAAAGUGGUGACACAUCGCGGUGGCUCCAUCACUCUGCCCUGCAGAUUCCACCACGAGCCCGAGAACACGGACCCCGCCCGCAUUCGGAUUAAAUGGACCAAAGUGACGGAUGCGCUGCAGUUUGAGGACGUCUUUGUGGCACUUGGAAGGCAGCAGCGCGUGUUUGGGUCGUACAGAGGCCGCGUGUUUUUGGAGCAGGCGGGACCAGGUGACGCCUCGGUGAUCAUCCAGAACGUCACACUGGAGGACUACGGACGCUACGAGUGUGAGGUCACUAAUGACAUGGAAGAUGAUACAGGAUUUGUCAACCUCGACCUAGAAGGAGUGGUGUUUCCCUACUACCCCCGCGAGGGGCGCUAUAAGCUCAACUACCACCAGGCAGAGGAUGCCUGCAAACAGCAGGACGCCAUUCUGGCCUCCCACUCUCAACUGCACAAGGCCUGGCUGGAAGGGCUAGACUGGUGUAACGCUGGAUGGCUGGAGGACGGCUCAGUCCAGUACCCUAUCUCUCAUCCCAGAGACCAGUGUGGCCGCAAGGACACCCCAGCUGGCGUUCGUAACUAUGGCUACAGGCACAAGGAGACUGAGCGCUACGACUGCUUCUGCUUCACUUCCAAGCUCAACGGCAAAGUGUAUUUCCUCAAACGCUUUAAGAAGGUGAACUAUGUGGAGGCGAUGAAGGCUUGCAUUCGUGAUGGCUCAGUGGUGGCCAAAGUGGGUCAGCUGUAUGCUGCGUGGAAGUUCCAGCUCCUGGACCGCUGCGAAGCCGGCUGGCUGGAAGAUGGCAGCAUUCGCUACCCCAUAGUCAACCCCCGCUCUCGCUGUGGAGGGGCCGAGCCAGGCGUCCGACACCUGGGCUUCCCUGAUAAGAAAUUCCGCCUCUAUGGGGUCUACUGUUUCCGCGAGAACAAGGACGAAACAGCAGGUGGUAAUGAAACGACAAAAAGACCUACAGAUAGUUUGACAAGGAGCAAGAGCAACAACAGCAUCCCCAUGAAUGCUACGAGGGUUAUUUAAGGUGGAAAGACUGAGAGCGGUUUUAGAUUUGACUACAACAACUGUCGCCUAGCAGCCAGACUCCAUUCAUCGCUUUAAAGUAAAACACUCACAGACGAGAUGCACCAAUUUGCAGAUUUGCCAGAGAGGAGAAACGAGGCUGUGUAAAAUCGAG